AUGGUUUGGAAACGCUUGAAGCCAGAUGUAAAUGAAAUCCUUGGCGCAAUUGAAGAACUUAUUGCUAAAGAAGAUCGCUACCAAUUAGAAAACAGCGCCAAAUUCCGCGCCGUGGAUCAACGAGUCGCAACUUACGACGAAUUCAAAGGGAUCGUUGAUGGCUCACACCUGCGCGCGCUUGACCGCAAGGAGCAAGUCGACUCUAUUUUGGCGCCAAACAAGCACUGCUGGAAUCCUGUUGCAGCCGCGCUGGACAGAGAAAUAGAAACGAUUCAAAAAGCGAUCGAGCUGGACUUCGAAGUAGAGGCGAUUUCGACUUAUUCGCAGUUCAAGACUUCGUGGCGACGCGCCCAGGCGAACCAAGCAACGCGUCAAGCUAUUUUGCUGAAAUUGAACGACGCCGUCAUUUUCAAGGACUCCUGCGAGCCGCUCGAUGAGAUCUGCGACUGUCUCGCCUCCAUAAAUCAAAAAGAAGAAAGAGUUAAAGCCAUUCUUGCGUCUUUGCAAAAGUCGAGAGAGUUCAGCUUGGCUUGUGCUUUUCUUGACGCCAAGUCUAAGGCGACUUUGGAUAAUUUGAUCGGGAAGCACUUUUCUUGA
Oikopleura dioica is the source of this 597-nucleotide messenger RNA. The record is from the annotation of a GenBank genome assembly. NCBI's taxonomy places the organism in Eukaryota, Metazoa, Chordata, Appendicularia, Copelata, Oikopleuridae.